AUCACCUCCAGACGUGGGAGUGGCUCCUGUGCAGAAAUAUUCCCACGCGAUGCCAUUUCACGCUGACAAACACUUGAACCCCAGUGUUUGUAGCAUACCGUCCCGCCUCCCGUGUGUCUUCUUAAUUCGUCAUUUUUUAUCGUAUUUUGAUGUUUCCCAACGUCACGCCCCCGCCGCCGCCGUCCCUUCGCACCCUGCUUUCUCCCUCCCUCCAAUGGCCGGAGGAAUGUAGUGUUGGUUGGCCACUUUAAAAAUAGCAAACCUCGUCUCUGAGGGCGCGCGGCUCCGGUGGCUGCCCUGCACUGUGCUGCGAGGAGUGGGAAUGCCAACAUGGCUACAGACCUCGGCGAGCUGCUGGUCCCGUACAUGCCCACCAUCAGAGUGCCCAAGACCGGAGACAGGGUGUUCAAGAGCGAGUGCGCUUUCUCAUUCGACUCCCCGGAAUCUGAGGGAGGCCUGUAUGUGUGCAUGAACACAUUCCUGGGCUUUGGACGAGAACACGUGGAGAGACACUAUCGCAAAACAGGCCAGAGUGUUUACAUGCACCUCAAGCGACACGUUAAAGAAAAACCCACAGGAGCUGCAGGAGGAGCCAUCCCCAGGCGACAGAACGGAAAAGUGUUUUUGGAUUUAGAGCUAAACCGUGACUUUAACGGUGAGGACUAUGAGUACGAGGACGAGGCCAAGCUUGUUAUAUUUCCAGACCACUUCGAGAUCGCCUUACCAAAUAUUGAGGAGUUACCCGCUCUGGUAACCAUCGCCUGUGAUGCCGUGCUCAAUGCGCCGUCGGCCUACAAAAAGCAGGAGCCUGAAUCCUGGGAGGUGGAGAUCCAGGUAUCCAGACACGCCAGAAGCCUCAGACAGUUGGACAAUGGAGUCCGAAUCCCCCCAAGUGGCUGGAAGUGUCAGAAGUGUGAAAUGAGAGAGAACCUGUGGCUGAACCUGACGGAUGGCACCAUGCUCUGCGGGAAGUGGUUUUUUGAUGGCAGCGGUGGGAACGGACACGCUCUGGACCACUACAAAGAGACCAAACACCCGCUGGCUGUCAAAUUGGACACCAUCACCCCAGAUGGAGCAGAUGUGUAUUCAUUUGAGGAAGAAGAAGCCGUUUUAGACCCGCACAUAUCGGAACACCUCUCCCACUUUGGAAUAGACAUGCUACAGAUGCAGAAAAAAACAGAGAAUGGCCACCACACAGACAAUAAUGCCCGACCACGGGUCAGUGAGUGGGAGGUGAUCCAGGAGUCGGGCAUGAAACUGAAAGCGGUGUACGGUUCUGGUUACACGGGCAUCAAAAACCUCGGCCACAGCUGCUACCUCAGCACAGUCAUGCAGGUCCUCUUCAGCAUCCCAGACUUCCAGAGGAUGUAUGUUGGAAACCUUCAGAGGAUAUUUGACUAUUCACCUCUCGACCCUACACAGGAUUUUGCUACACAAAUGGCUAAAGUGGGCCAUGGGCUCCUCUCAGGGCAAUACUCCAAACCACCCAUGAAAUCUGAGCUUAUUGAACAGGUGAUGAAAGAAGAAUACAAGGUAUUAAACCGGCACCAACAAAAAGGCAUCUCCCCCCGGAUGCUAAAGGCUCUGGUCAGCCGGGGUCAUCCGGAGUUUUCCUCCAACAGGCAACAAGAUGCGCAAGAGUUCUUCCUUCAUAUGAUCAACUUGGUGGAAAGGAACAGUCCGAGCUCAGAGAACCCGAGUGACGCCUUCCGCUUCCUGGUGGAGGAGCGAGUCCAGUGCUGCCAGACACGCCGGGUUCGAUAUACUCAGCGGGUGGAUUAUUGCAUUCAGCUGCCAGCCCCUGUCGAGGCGGCAACCAAUCGAGAGGAGUUGUUGGCAUACGACGCCAAGCGAAGGGAAGCCGAGGAAAACAUGAGAGCUCCCCCUGAGCCGGUUCGGGCUCGCAUCCCUUUCACGGCCUGCCUGCAGGCCUUCACUGAGCCAGAGAACGUGCCAGACUUCUGGAGUUCGGCGUUGCAGGCCAAGUCAGCCGGAGUCAAAACGUCCCGCUUUGCCUCGUUUCCGGAAUACCUGGCAGUCCAAAUCAAGAAAUUCACAUUUGGAGUUGACUGGGUGCCGAAGAAACUAGAUUUGGGCAUUGAUGUUCCAGACUUCCUGGAUCUGAGCCGUCUGAGGGCCACUGGGCUGCAGUCAGGUGAAGAGGAGCUGCCUGACCUUAUGCCGCCCAUUGUGCUGCCCGAAGACACCAGGGAUAACUCCAUGAGCUCCUUAGAUUCUCCGGAAAUAGAUGAGGCAGCAGUAAUGCAGCUGGCAGAGAUGGGCUUCCCGCUAGAGGCCUGCAGAAAGGCUGUCUACUACACUGGCAACAUGGGCCCUGAGAUGGCCUUCAACUGGAUCAUAGCCCACAUGGAGGAGCCCGACUUUGCCGAGCCUCUCAUGCUGCCGUCCAUGUUGGGCCCGGGCCCCUUCAGCAUCGCAGACAGUCCCAUGGGCGCCACCCCGCUGGACAACUCGCCCCCCGAGGAGAGCAUCGCCAUCCUCACUUCAAUGGGAUUCCCUCGCACUCACACCAUCCGGGCGCUCAAAGCCACGAACAACAACCUUGAGAGAGCACUCGACUGGAUCUUCACCCACCCGGAGGAGGAGGAGAGCGACGCCCUUUCCAACAUGGCUGACACGGAGCCCAAUGACAACGCUUUCUCCAACGGCAACUCGCACAGUGACUCCACAUUGUCCCCAGACGGGGACACGUCGGGACCGCGCGUCAAAGACGGACCGGGACGUUAUGAGCUCUUCGCAGUUAUCAGUCACAUGGGAGCAUCCACAAUGUCUGGACACUAUGUUUGUCACAUUAAAAAAGAAGGCAGGUGGGUGAUCUACAACGACCACAAAGUCUGUUUAUCAGAGAGGCCUCCAAAAGACUUGGGCUACAUCUACUUUUACCAUCGACUGUCAAGCAGUUAAAGUUAGCACCCCAUCCCCCUUCCACCCCCCCUUAACCAAUGAACCACUGUCAUCCACCUGGGAGAAUGGCCCCCAACAGUUACCCACAGCCUCAGUGGUAACCAUGGAAACGUCACCUCAUACCAUCUACGUGUCUUAACCAUGAGGUCCGUGAGGAGCAACUCUGUUCACAAAGGGAAAGCGAUGUGCUCUUUUUGUGUUUUUGUUUUGUUGAGUUGAAUGUGCUUGUUGUCUAUCGUCCGUCCAGAGGGACUGUGUCAUGUCUGCUGUGCUCUGCCCACAAAGUAAUGCAACAUCAUAUCCCACUGGUAUCUCUUAGAUGCCUUCAGAUGGCCUGCCUGUAUUUUCCAAAGGGUACAUUUUGUAUAUGUAUUGUAAUAAGACAACGUACUGCCAGUACAUUAAUGCCAACUUGCAAUUAGCUCAUUUCGUUUUAUUUCUGAUGUGAAGAAAUUGCCCCCCCCCCCCAAUCUUUGAAAGUAUUUUGACACUGGACAAAUACUAUUUUUUUUGGUGGCUUCAUAACAGCUCAACCCUGAUCCAAUUUAAUGUGCUAGUUUGUCACUUUUAAGAACAAAAACUCAGUGCUGCAAGCAUUUUCAACAAUGAAGUAUUUUCCUUCACUGAAAGCACUUUUUGCAACAACGGUAUUUUGCACCUCACGCGCAAGCAGAGUCAAAACCAGCGACACGGAAGUGAAUGUAAAUGUUUCAAACGUCAACUCUACUACUACUGUAAAUCCGUGAGAUAAACUCAAUGUUAUAAGUGAUAUUGAGGUCCUUGCUACUACACUUUGGGUCUUUUAAUACAUAUAAAGCCAACACCUCUGCUGUGUAAAAAAAAUAAUAAUAAUAAAAUAAAAUUUAAAAAAAAGAAAAAAUUUCUACUCGCAACUAAUUUUGAUUUGGUUCAUCUAUGCAUAUCAUCAUUGUUCAUGUGCAAAGCAAUUUGCACUACAAGCAAACAUGGAUUGUAUAGACCUGCGCUGAAUGUAUGAACUCCAACAAUAACUCAAAAUAUCUUUUGGUUUUAGUGCGCCCCAUUUUAAGGCGGCUUGAGUAUCCUCAAGUAAUUGACAAUCCCAACCUACCCAAAAAGGUCUGUAAUUGCAUAUAGAAGCCAAAAAAUGGCCGUGAAGCAUGAUUUAUGCCAAAUGAAACUCCUCAACUAACUGUAACAUACUUUACAAAGAGGCGAAUUUGUGAAUGCUGAACCGCAAUUCCUCAAAUAAUGACCUCUGCUCCAAGUAGACGCCGUAUCCCGGAUUAUCACCUGGUGCAUCCGUCUCAGUUAAAAAGAAAACAAAAAAAAAACCUCCACAUUUCAAAUAGACAAUUCCUUUGUUCCAUUCAAGUAGCUGGAAUUAGCUUUAUUAUGACUGAUACCAGCAUGUGUCAUCACACGCCUGCAGAGCAGAAACGGCAUCUGUAAAGCUGAACUUUAAAGAGAAAGCAAGUAGGGCAAGUGAUUGGGGAGAAUUUUUCUCAUCCCGCCUUUUUCCAGGUCAUGGAAUGGUGGUUCAAAGUCGCCUUUGGCGUUAGUAUUCAAUAAAAGCCAUCAGAGAUGGGCGGCGUCUGCGUUAAAGGGAAUGUCGUACUACUGCGUUACAGUCACCUGUAUGGCUGUGGAAUGUUGUGUAGCUUUAAAAUACAUUACCCUUCCGCUACUCUGCAGUUGAGUAAAUAUUUUGGGGUAAAUACAGUACGUCAUCUCAUCCUUAAGGGGAGUUCUGCUGAUUUUAGCCUGCGUUUAUGAUUCAAGUCUUGAGAGAUAAACACCCACAUAUCACAACAUUGGUUCGAAUAGUUCCUCAGGUUUCUGACGUGUCUCUCCUUGAGGGCGAGUGUAAUAUUGUCAGUAGUGCUUCCCUUCAACAGCACCUUCCGUGCCUACAACGUCCCCGAGCAAGUUUAAAUGCAGUAUAUCGCAACGGAAGGCCCCCCUCAUCUGUGUAAUUCCCGGGGGGGCAUUGAGGGAAUGAUCAAACAUCUCUAUGCAAGCCUCGGCCGGCUGUUGCCGUCCACCGCGUCAAAUGGGUGGUUGUCAUGUGAUCAGCGGCCGCCCGGUGACGUCAUCUCCACGGCGUCGUCUGAUGAAUGUCUUCUAAUCCCCUGUUGUCGUGUCAUAUUCUGUUAAUCUCCAAGCACCGAUCGUAUUCUCAUGCGUGUAUGUUCCCGUCUGAGCUUUCCCUUCCAGCUGUUGUUCAAGAUAGGCUUCGGUUCGUCUCCGCUGUCAGCAUGUGCACUAAACGUUGACAUUUGAUUUAUUUGGAUUGUAAAAUCGUACUUGGCUGGGCUUUCUUUUCAUGUAACUAAAUGUUCAAGUGGUUCUUUGUUGCCUUUCUUUUGGGAAACAGAUUUGUGCCCAUUCUUUUAGUUUUGCUCAAGAGAUUGUUUUACGUUGACUUUUGAAAUGUAUGCGUUUAUCCAGAUGUGGCUUAGCCGUAUGUGAAUAGAGUCAUGACAGGAUGCUUAAUGGCACCGUUUACUUGCCAUGUUUGGGUAAUUUAAUAAACAACACUUUGUCCA
Messenger RNA from Hippocampus comes (tiger tail seahorse), 5453 nucleotides. It is a transcript of the gene usp13, whose product is annotated as ubiquitin specific peptidase 13. Gene Ontology annotation, biological process: protein deubiquitination. The record is from RefSeq and is a predicted model, not a curated record. Bases 331 to 2925 code for a protein of 864 amino acids. The transcript is spliced from 21 exons. Gene Ontology annotation, molecular function: cysteine-type deubiquitinase activity; protein binding; zinc ion binding. Lineage: Eukaryota; Metazoa; Chordata; Actinopteri; Syngnathiformes; Syngnathidae.